Molecule: messenger RNA, 1747 nt
Organism: Exophiala xenobiotica
Lineage: Eukaryota; Fungi; Ascomycota; Eurotiomycetes; Chaetothyriales; Herpotrichiellaceae
Exons: 2
Coding region: 267-1118 (283 amino acids)
Source: RefSeq, a predicted model, not a curated record
AAUUUUCCCAGAUCCAUGUUUAUCAGCCUUGCAUAGCGUGUCUUCCCUCAAUAUCCGUACGAUCGGUUCUAAAUCCGGGGAGAACCUGACACAAUGGGUCGUCGGACCUGCUCUUGAUGUUGUUGCGGGACACCCGGCAUACCUCCAAGCCAGACAAUACUACGACUUGGUAGAAGUCGUCUUCAUCUCCAAGACUGACGACGAGUUAUCUAGCAUCUGCAUUUUCCCCUUCAUUCUUUCGUAGAACUUGCAAUCGACACAUCACCAUGGCAGGUUUCAGCACUCCAAGCGCGCAGCCGCAGGAGGCUGCGAAGUCAAUGUCUUCUCGCCUUCUGAACAUGAAAUUUAUGCGACGAGCAGCAGCCUCAACCACAUCUACACCAGCAGCAUCGACAACAGCUACACCAGCGACUGAACCCUUUGCGAAGCGCCGACGAGUUGAGAUCCAAGCAUCGCCUCCAUCCACAUCAACCCCGGGAACGCCUUAUACGCCCGUUGAGGAGCAUUCUCCCAGCACAACCUUUGGACUAUCAAGAGGUGGAACGAGCACAUUUAAUCGUGGUGCAGGCGCAGACACGGAAUGGGUACUCGAUCUGAAAACAACGUUUGAGAACUCCUUAAAGACGAGAGCACGGUCGGAAGCCAACGGCAAAACCUCGCAAGGAUCAUGUUUUAAUGGGCUCGCCGAAGAACCUGGUGAAGGGACAGAUACCGAGGAGGAAGACAUCUGGAACAAUCAACCGUCUGGACGCCAGACAUAUGGCUCGUUCAAGCAGAAGCGCAAGUCCAGACCUCGGCCAAACGAUGAGAGCAUAGAUUCUCCGUCAGACCACUCAGAUUCAGAUGGGCCUGAUCUGUCCAAUCAUCGAACACCGUCAGGGAAACGCAAGAAGAACCAUUCGACAGGCGCUGAUUCGGACGAAGAGAUGCGCCAGGUGCGAAAAGCCAUUGAGGCGAAGCAUCGAAAUAUGACGUCGACAGCACCCAGAGCAAAUCCUGCUGGAGGUGGAAAGAGUCCAUAUCAACCUUAUACCGGAAAUCAGGCUGGUUCCGGGCAGAAAAGACGCAGAGAAGACGGUGAUUACAAAAGUCGAAAGAAAUCAAGGAAGACAAUUUGACGGGAUGAGGCAGAAGUUUGUCAUGAAUAACGACUGUUAUGGAUGUGUAAAAGGUGUGAACGUGCAUGAGCAAUUGCACCCUGAAAAGCGGCUUGAUACGACUCGCCUCGAGCCUGGGUUCGUUCCUUUCCAAGCUAUGGAAUGGCAAAGCGCCCUUUGGAUGUUUCCCAAUCGGAUUCAGACGGAUUGCUCGCGAUGAAUAGUCGACAAAGGUCAUGCGACAGGAGAAACUGGGCUUGCGCGCAAACGCAGCUCCUCACAUUGGAGAGUCCCUUCCUAGGACGCAAAUUCUUCUCCCUUUGACACGAAAUGAACAUAUCAGUCGCCUGUCCAUCAUCAUCUUGCCCAUUUCAGAGUGGGAAGAGGAGCCUGCGAGGAACACUACUCUGUGAGACGCCGGGUAAGGCUCUUCUGCCGGCCGAGGCUCCAUGAAGUGGCUUCUCAUAAGGAGAGAUCAGGUACCGUGCAGACCACAGGGCCUAUGUACGCGUGCUAGACGACGAAUCAUUCUCAAGUCAUGCACUUGCUUGAUCGCAGCCCUCAAACACCCGACUAUAUCAUGCAUUCUUAUCACAGAUCCUGUCUAUCAACCCAUCGAUCUAUCAAUCUAUCUAUGAAUUCGUUUUUCC